AUGGACGGUGAAAUAUUCCAUAUUUUGGAAAUAGAUCUACCAUUGGGAGAUGGAACUUUUAAAAGGUUUUGGUACGGCUCAAUAUCGACAGAUGAUGGAAUUGUUAAGAUGAGCAGAAUCGAGGACCUCAAAAGUUGGGAAUUUUACAUUUACGGGAGAUCUGAAGAAAUUUCAAGUAGAGACAAAAUCAAACCCAAAAAUGAAGAAGUUAAAAUAAAAAUCGGGAAGGAUUACGGCAAAAAUAGGAGAGAACCGUUUAUAUUAAGAUAA
Theileria orientalis strain Shintoku is the source of this 270-nucleotide messenger RNA. RefSeq lists its product as hypothetical. The transcript is spliced from 2 exons. The coding region runs from base 1 to 270 and encodes 89 amino acids. NCBI's taxonomy places the organism in Eukaryota, Apicomplexa, Aconoidasida, Piroplasmida, Theileriidae. The record is from RefSeq and is a predicted model, not a curated record.